CGGAAUUUUUCCGCAUUCAAAACGAAUGGCUGACCGAACAUGCGGUCUCCAUUUUUUUUUGCGACGACUUUCCACUUUGCCCCCAGCCGUUAAACAACGACAUAUGUAUGAAAAUGGAUGGGCCAAAUCGGGAGAAGUCAACGCCCCAUCAAAAAGAGGGGUAAUUCAUAACAAGGGGUACAAUUUAGUGACGUACAUUGCUGCCGCUAAAGAGGUUGCUGUCUUCCUCCGUCGCAAAGGGCAUGACAAAAUCGAAUUAGACGAUGGGGAAGGGGGUAACAAACUGGAAAAUGGUGAAGAAAUAGAUGAUCAAGAAAUGAGGGGCAACUAUAAAGGCUCUCAAGAGGAAGACGAGCGGGAACGAGAUGAAAAAGAGGAAGAAGGGGGAGAUGGAGAGGGAGAAGAGAUGGAAGAAGAAGAAGAAGAUGAAGAGGAAGAAGAAGAAGACGAAGCUGAGGAGAAAGGUGAAGAUGCUGGGGAUGAGCGUCACCGAGGGAAGCGGAAAUUUGGGACUGACGAGAUGGACACAGGCAUAGGAGCUGAAGCAGACUGGAUAGUAAGGGCAGAAGGAGAGGAUGGGAAUAUUGAGGAGGAGGAUGAAGGGAGUCCGCCAGGCUCAAGAGGAGACGAAGGAGACGAAGAAGAUGAUGCAAUAGAGGAAUUAGGCUAUAACCCCCAAAAGGGGCAGCGGGAACCCCAAGUGGUUACAUAGGUGGGGGGAACGCCCCUAUGGGAAGAAGAAAGUCAAAUAACUAAGCAGGGAUUGGGGUUGGACGAACAAAAGAAAAGUGGAGUA
Molecule: messenger RNA, 796 nt
Organism: Chara braunii
Lineage: Eukaryota; Viridiplantae; Streptophyta; Charophyceae; Charales; Characeae
Source: the annotation of a GenBank genome assembly